GUGGGGGUGAAAUGUACGGUUAGCACUGCUGUCCUGCGGGGAGGGCGUCCGACACAGAGCUGCAGUUUCUCCUCAAGAGGCGAGGAAUGCGAGCUGAGCAUCGAUGUUUCACUGGGGCAAGUGGAAGAAGAGGAUGGGAGCCAAUAGUUCUUCAAAGAGGCCAGUUUACGACGAAAAGGAAGAUGUGACCUUCGACCACUUCCAGAUAUUACGGGCCAUCGGGAAAGGAAGCUUUGGAAAGGUGUGCAUUGUGCAAAAGAGGGACACGGAGAAGAUGUAUGCCAUGAAGUACAUGAACAAGCAGCAGUGCAUAGAGAGAGAUGAGGUCCGAAACGUCUUUAGAGAGCUUGAGAUCCUUCAGGAAAUUGAACAUGUUUUUUUAGUAAAUCUCUGGUACUCCUUCCAGGAUGAGGAGGACAUGUUCAUGGUGGUGGACCUGCUGCUGGGCGGAGAUCUGCGCUACCACCUGCAGCAGAGCGUUCAGUUCAGCGAGGACGCCGUCAAACUCUACCUGUGUGAGAUGACGCUGGCGCUCGACUACCUGCAGAACCAGCACAUCAUCCAUAGAGAUGUGAAGCCAGACAAUAUCCUGUUGGAUGAGCAAGGUCACGCCCACCUGACGGAUUUCAACAUAGCAACAAUAAUAAAGGAUGGAGAGAGAGCCACAGCCUUAGCUGGAACCAAGCCUUACAUGGCCCCAGAGAUCUUCCAGUCUUUUGUGAGUGGGGGCACGGGCUACGCCUUCGAAGUAGACUGGUGGUCACUCGGGGUGACGAUCUUUGAAGUACUGCGCGGAUGGAGGCCCUAUGACAUCCACGCCAGUAACUCUGUGGAGUCCCUAAUUCAGCUCUUCAGCACAGUCAGUGUGCAGUACAGCCCGGCCUGGCCCAAGGCCCUGGUUUCCCUCCUGAGGAAGCUUCUGACAGUGAACCCGGAGCAUCGUUUCUCCGGCCUGUCCGACAUGCAGGCAUCUCCUUACCUCGCUGACGUCAACUGGGACGCCGUGUGCGAGAAGAAGCUGGAGGCCGGAUUUGUUCCUAACAAAGGACGCCUCCACUGCGACCCCACCUUUGAGCUGGAAGAGAUGAUCCUGGAGUCCCGUCCCUUACACAAGAAGAAGAAGAGACUGGCCAAGAACCGGUCCCGUGACAACAGCAAGGAUUCUCAGUCUGAGAACGACUACCUACAGGAGUGCCUUGAAGUGGUGCAGCAAGAGUUCAUGAUCUUCAACCGCGAGAAGUUCAAAAGGCGUCAGGAGGAAGGUCAGUCAGAGGCCGGCGGCGAUGACGCCACCGACGAAGGAGAAGCCGAGGCCGGGGCCACCGACGAAGAUGCGCCCGAGCCAGAACCCGAGCCCGAACCCGAGCCCGAGGCCGAGUCCUCCUCCAAACUGAGCAUGUGUGGCUCUGUCUGCUCCUCCCCCGCCAGCUGCUAGCACCGCAGCUCCUGGCGGGUGAUGGCGGCGGCGGCAGGUCUCCCCCUGGCCGCCCUGCAGUGUUCGUGCCGCGUCCAUAGGCGCUCUCUGUCGUAGCCGGGAGCCGAGGGGGCGCGAAGCCGGACCCAAAAUGGCUCCCACUAUUUCCCUCCUCUUUUUUCUUUUUUUUUUUUGGUAGCAUCUUUCCGCCGCGAAUGAAAGCAGAUUUCCAGAGAUUUGCCCGCCCCAGACUAAGCUCUAACUUCUAUGCAUCUUACGGUAUAGCAUGACAAAUAAGGUAUCAUUUACUAAGAGUUGUCCUACACGAGCAUGAUGAUGAUGUCCACGAGGUUGGCGUUUUGGUGAAGCCUUCACUCUUGGCCUCUCCGUUCAAAAUCUGACGGGGACGGAUGAAUUAUUCAGCAUACGCAGCAGGCACUCACUUUAUGUUGUCGCCCCUGUGUCUUUUAAUUCACAGACCCCCCCGUCGCCCUCCCCCAGCGCUGCCUCUUUCAUUCUGGAGCUCCUUCCUCCGGUUGCACUUUUGCAGAUUGUGUUCAUGUUGUCAACCUGUUUGAAGUGGUGCCUGCUGACGAUAAUCUGUAUUAAUCUCAUUAUAGCAAAAAUGUCCUCUUUCAAAGCUUCUCAAAUAUUCCAAACAUUAUUUGGAAAUCCGUACAGCAAACCGACUGAAAGGUUUUGUUUGUCAUUUGUUUCCCAAGAUGCAGUGUUUGAGCCCCGCCGACUCAUAGAGCGUUCAGAAACUCGGGGGGGAGGGGGGAGGUCUUCUGUAAAUGCCAAUCGCCGACGGUCACAUCUGUUAAGAAUCUAUUAGCAAAGCACCGCUUACUUCUUUUAGAUGUUGUGAUCUCUUUGUGCUUUGGUUAGCGCAAAGAUCAUCUCCCUGUAGAGCUUGUUCCUGUACUUUAAAUGUGUAGCUGUGCCCUGUCGGUACAUCAAAGUUGUGCAGAUGAGCUAGUCUGUUGCUGCCACAGUGACAGUGGUACAUUGAAGGAGGCACUGUUGGAUCUCAGUCUGAUCGCCCGGGAACUUGUAGCAAAGGUUCACCUUGAAACCCAUAAGGCCUGAUACAAUGAAAACAAUGUACAUAGCAGACGGUAUAGGUUACUUAAAUUCACCACAGUUUUAUGUGGGAUUGCGAAAUCAACAUACAAACUAAAGGAAGAGCUGCGUGAAGCUUCACACUGCUUUGUUCUGCUCUUUUUUCCAAGUGUGCAGGCACAACUUGUAGGCAAAAUAUGCCAAAGCUUUUCUACCAUUUGCAUAACCAUUUCUAAGGAACUUCAAUGUGUGAGUGUGCGUCUCUUCUUCCUAGUAUAACGUAAAGUCAAUGUUCCUUCUGCGAGCGAAAAGGCUCUCAUUUAUACAUUUUGUGAUUAUGUAUAAGGUAUCUAUUUCAGGUAAGGGGGCGGGGGGCCUUAAUGUAAUAGUUAACAAUUUGGGGAAAAACACCCAGCAUUAUAGUGGUUAUAAUUGCCUUUGCUCGAAUAGUUUUAACAUUUCCCACCUGGCAAAGCUGAAUAUGCCUAUUGGUUGUUUUUACACUUCUCAAAUGAGCGGGAUAUCACUUUCAUGUCUGUGCGAGGCGAAGCUUCACGUGACCACCGGGAGCCGGAGAAAGCAGCAGUUAUCUGUCCAAAGUUGAACAACCCACUUAUCAGGACGCCCCAAAAGCCUUGUGGUUUCUUUCGUUUAAAUGAUGCACAAACUGUAAAGCCGGGCUGCACAUUUUAUGUGUAACUUAUGAUGCCUCCAGUAGCCCAGAAGUUUCUUUCUCAUUUCUCCAUUGUGAUAUAUUUGAGAGGGGUUGCCUAUGAAAAGACAAGCCAAAUAUAUAUUACUUAAUUAACAUGACUACAAACUCCAUUAUAUUAAUCCGUUUUAAAACUUUAUUUUUUAUUAAAACCUAUAAAAGAACAUGAGUAUGCUGCUGUCUGCGUUGUAAUUGUACAGUCUAAUGAUAAUAACGUAGCAGUGGGCUUGUUUGCAGUAGCUCGAUGCAGAGUUUGUGUUAGUUUAUUCUCUCUGCGUUCGGUUGACACGCCGCUAUGCUAGCUCGGUACCCCGCAGGAUGAUUAGCCUCUAACAAAAGAGGUGAAAUGUGACACUAACUUACAUCCACAAGUCGUAUUAUUAACAUGUUGUGCGCUGAGUGAGGCUAACAUUAAGCUACCUAGCAACAUUAAGCUACCUAGCUAACAUUAAGCAUGGAGUUGUUGGAAGGCACAUUUGAUGAAGCCGAGCUGAGUAAGUAAUACGUUAUGUAGCUAAUUAUCUUUUUUUAAGUAUAUUUGUCACAUGUAAUUAUUACAUUUCAAGUGACUGACAAUAGUUUCUACCACCAAUGUAGCAGCAGAAUAGCUGCUAGCUAGCAUUGACGCUAGCUUGGAUUCUUCCUCGGGCAACGGUCGCACUGCUUGCAGGCCUUUUGAUAAGCUCAACAAAUGGCUCCACUGCCACAGCUUCCUGCAGCACAGACACGGGAGUGGCCCCAUCUUCUCAUCUCUCUCUUUUAGAAAUAACACGAAUAAAGCGCAUUUUCCAAAAUGUCAAAGGUAUUUGUUUAAAACAGUAAAGUACAAUUGGAUUCUUUUAAAGGAACAUUAAGUUGCAUCUUUCAAGUCCGCCAAAAUAAUUGAUAAAUUGAGUAGUUUUGAACCCUGCACUUUUUUUUGUUCUUUUUGUUGCAUGUACUUUUUACAAUAUAAGCCUGUUUCUGCCAAAGCCUGGAGCUUCAGCCUUACCGGCUUAUCUGUGCAUGCAAAAGCUUUUGGUAACACCGCACCUGAUUAUAGAAACAGUCACAAUCGGACUAUAACUUGGCCUGCGUAACUGUUUCUGAACAUGGGGUUUUGUGAAACUGUACAACAUUGUAUAAUCCCAGUGUUAUAUGGGCGGCAUGAUAUUGUUAGAUGAUACGCAGUACCUAUUGACACCCCGUAGGUUGUCUCAAUGCUUUGUUCAAGUACACAUGCUCGUACCCUUGCAGGAUGAGUGGAAUGAGGUCAGCGGUUGUGUGUGAAUCUCCGUUGUGCAUUAAAUGUUGCGUUAGAGGAAGAUUUGGAACUGGGGCAGUUUUUCACUUCACCCCAAAACAAACUUUGCUGCAUUAUUAAAAAUACUGAAUGUCUCAAUUUGUGUGGAAAGAAAAGGGUAAGACUAUUUCAGAAUAAACCCUGUUAAGAGUCAACACAGGCCUGACCUGGAUAUGUAGUUAUUGUAAUCAUCUCAGAGUGGAUAAUACGAUUUUGUUCAUCUAAGCGUAGCUUUUAUCUUAAGUUACAAUACUAAUCAACAGUUGUUCCUUGAUAUCAGUGAUUAUUUCCUAAUUGGAACGUGCUUGCAAUUCCUCCUGACAUGUUUCUUUAUCUGUUCUAAUGUCCUGGAUGCCGUUAGGCAUUGUGUUAGUAUUUGACCAGCAACAGCAUGUCUCCUAUUCCAUUUCCCCCCGGAUGCUCUCGUGUUGUACCAUACUGUAGACGUCUUAACUCUGUGGAUACAGUUAGAAGCUCAGUGCCCUGUUGAGAAAACGCAUCAAACAGAAGAUGUGAUUUUUCCCUCCUCUUGGUCCUGCUUUUCAUCAUGUUAUUAUACUGCAGGAUUUUUAGGGGGGAAUCAGUGAGAAGCGUUGCUACUGUACCAACGGAAACGUCUUUGUGUGUUUAGAAAAAUAAAUGCUGCUUUAACUGCUUUGAUAAAGUAAUAAAUCUCCCUUCAAAUAUU
Gasterosteus aculeatus aculeatus (three-spined stickleback) is the source of this 5158-nucleotide messenger RNA. It is a transcript of the gene stk32c, whose product is annotated as serine/threonine kinase 32C. NCBI's taxonomy places the organism in Eukaryota, Metazoa, Chordata, Actinopteri, Perciformes, Gasterosteidae. The record is from RefSeq and is a predicted model, not a curated record. Gene Ontology annotation, molecular function: ATP binding; G protein-coupled receptor binding; G protein-coupled receptor kinase activity. Gene Ontology annotation, biological process: G protein-coupled receptor signaling pathway; regulation of signal transduction; protein phosphorylation.